Messenger RNA from Vitis vinifera (wine grape), 507 nucleotides. Its product is annotated as translocator protein homolog. The transcript has a single exon. Gene Ontology annotation, cellular component: membrane. The record is from RefSeq and is a predicted model, not a curated record. Bases 1 to 507 code for a protein of 168 amino acids. Lineage: Eukaryota; Viridiplantae; Streptophyta; Magnoliopsida; Vitales; Vitaceae.
AUGGAGUUGAAACAUGGUCCAGAAGAUCAAGCUCCAACCCAUCAACACAAAAUCUCUCUCCCAAAGCUAGCAGUUGCAGUGGGUGUCCCAGUGUGUCUGACCAUGGCUAUAAUAUUUUUAUUUGGUUCAAGCCAUAAGUACAGGGCCAUAGCGAAGCCGUUUUGGUUUCCGCCUCUAUGGGUCAUGCACGUGGGCUCGUUGGUCUGCUCCGGGCUCAUGGGUGUCUCGGCGUGGGCGGUGUGGUCCGAAGGUGGGUUCAGGGGAGAAUCCGAUGCACUGCCUCUGUACGUGGCUCAUAUCUCUCUGGGAAUCGUGUGGGAACCUCUCGUCGUUGUGAUGGGAGCGGCUUGGAUGGGGUUGGGGUUCUGUGUGGUGCAUUUUGGGACUCUUGUUGCGUGCUACUCGGCAUUUCGAAACGUCAAUCCGGUGGUGGGAGAGCUCGUUAAGCCUUGUUUGGCUUGGGUGGCCAUUCUUACUUUUCUUACCUUUAAGCUUAUUUAUCUCUAG